CCACCUGCCCACUGGUGAAUUUAAACGCUCGCGGCCGGUGCGUGCGCGUAACGGUUUCCGAACAGUUUUAACGGUUCUGAGAAGCGAUAAGAGAACAGAGAACUCCCGAAAGGAACCAAAUAGCAGUUGGUAUGGAAAUCGAUGAGACAUCUGUCGUCAUCUCGAUCAACCCCAACAACUUCCCUGGUAAGUUGUGGCGUUUGGUGAACGAUCCUCAGAUUUGCUCAAUCUGCUGGGACGCCAGUGGCGAAGGAAUACUCAUCCAUCAGCAACCCUUCGAAGCUGAAGUGCUGUUGUCCCACACCAGGCAGAUGAACGAUUACUUCAAAACGACAGACUUCACCAGUUUCAUUCGCCAGCUGAACCUGUACGGCUUCAGAAAAGUGCGUCCAGACCAUGACAUCUCAGAGAAGCAACUCGACAGCUCGUCCGUCAUGGCCCAACCGCACCACUUUCACAACCCGAACUUCAAACGGGAUCAGCCAGAGCUGCUAGUCAACCUAAAGCGACUCACGCCUGUCAACAAGGCCAAGCUCGCCGCUGGGAUAGAGCUGACCAGCAGGUCAUCAAAACGUUUCCCUCAUGCAAUGCUGAAUUCGCCCCAGGAAAACUCUGCUGCGAUGAAAAAGGGUUCAGUCUUGGUUGGACAUCAGGGAACUCCUUACCACCAUCACUGUAAUGGCCCUCAGCAGGUGAAGGAGUGCGACAGAACGCCCAAAUCCUCUCAGGCAUUUGUAGUGGGCCAUGGUGAUCCAUCUCCAGUUACUUUAUAUACUAAUAAAGUUGUGCCAGUCUCCGUGUUCCACCACUUCCCGAUGGACUCGCCGUGUGCACAUCCCUCCAGCCCCGCACACGUGCAGCAGGGCAUCAUGCCUCAUCACUCACAGUACAGGUUUUACACACCAGCUAGUGAUGUGUUGUUAUUGUGUUACCAAGCAAUGAAUUGUUUGUUAACCUUUAAUGUUUUUUUUUUUUUUCCAGUGUAUCAGUGCUGUAGCCCAGGCUUCCUGGAUUCAAAAGUGCCAUGCUCUCAACAACCAGCUGCUUCCUACUCUCAUUGUGGCUAUUACCCUGACUACUCAGUCAGCUACCUUCAUCCCUCUGAUCAGGAUCCAGACUGGAAAGCAGGUGAUGUUCCAGAUUCCAGGAAGAGCGACAUGAGAGUGAACCUGGACACUGUAUUCAAAGUGGCAGAUGAAAUGCAGGCUGCUGCUGAUGUCAGAGAAGUUGCAGAGGCGACCAGUCACCUGGGAAGACAGCUUGAGUAGGGACUUGGUUUUAUUUUGAGUGGAAAUGUUGACUGAGUGCCUUUAAUCCGUUUCCUGACAGUGAGUCACG
This is a messenger RNA of Pangasianodon hypophthalmus (striped catfish), 1338 nucleotides long. RefSeq names its product heat shock transcription factor family member 5 (gene hsf5). The transcript is spliced from 6 exons. The record is from RefSeq and is a predicted model, not a curated record. NCBI's taxonomy places the organism in Eukaryota, Metazoa, Chordata, Actinopteri, Siluriformes, Pangasiidae. Gene Ontology annotation, molecular function: DNA-binding transcription factor activity; sequence-specific DNA binding. Gene Ontology annotation, biological process: regulation of DNA-templated transcription. The coding region runs from base 132 to 1268 and encodes 378 amino acids.